AUGCUCAACCCAUCACGAAUCUCAACCGUCCCGUCCCAUACGCCAACGGACCGCUCCCGAACUUCCAAUUCCACGCCGCAGACACCGCGCCCAGGUGGUUCUACUGAGGUCAGACAGGUCACUGCGGCAAAGGUGCGCAUGCUCUUUGUGAUCAACCCUGCGCCUGAAGGCGAAGCUCGAUCGUUCAAGGCUUUCCGCGACCUUGCUAUCGCUACCAACGGCAUGGAGAGCGCGUCGUCUGCUGUUGCUCCAAGCUCGUCUGCUCCCUCGUCUGUGGACACGUACGUCACGCCUCCGGCGCCCAAGUGGGAGACUGCCACCGCGACUAUCACGCACGGUCAGUCGGUUUGGACGAUGACAUAUACGAGCUACGAUGGCACGCCCCUGCCCACCCCUGCCCCGCAACCAGCAGAGCACAAGAUCACUGCCGGUGCUAACGGCGAGAUGUGUGGCGAGCGAGGCUUCGACAGGAUCGUCGUCGGGAACAUGGGAGAUCGAAACGACCUCGAUCUUUGGUUCAAAAGUGGGAGUUUGAUUGAGCGCGUGGCGGCAGUCUGCAACAACACAAUCUCGGUGAUCCUUCCCGUUGGUCCCGUCUGCAUGCCGUGGAGCUCGCACCCAAACAUCAUCGCCAUUGUCUACGCAGGUGCACCAGGCGAAAUCACGGGCCCGUCCCCAGUUGAAGUACAAUCCUCGCGGGAGGCUGCCGUUCAGUACCUCAGACAAAGAAUCGGACUUCGGGACCUCGAUCGUGUACACAGCUUGACGGGCUUCCCGGAGGUGAGUCGAUUCUAUACCUCUGCGUGA
Messenger RNA from Pleurotus ostreatus (oyster mushroom), 807 nucleotides. RefSeq lists its product as uncharacterized. Bases 1 to 807 code for a protein of 268 amino acids. Lineage: Eukaryota; Fungi; Basidiomycota; Agaricomycetes; Agaricales; Pleurotaceae. The transcript is spliced from 5 exons. The record is from RefSeq and is a predicted model, not a curated record. Gene Ontology annotation, biological process: carbohydrate metabolic process. Gene Ontology annotation, molecular function: hydrolase activity, hydrolyzing O-glycosyl compounds.